UUGGGCUAACGUUGGCUGUCACGUGAAAACAACAAUCAAUCAAUUUUCGUCUCGCGUAGUAAAAAUCUAAGUGAAAAUUUGGAUUUUCCCCAAUAAAAAUUUAGAUUUUUCAACUACACUUUGUCUCAUUGUCCUCUUUUAGAUAUAAUCGAAAGAUCCAACGCUCAUCAACAUGACUGAAUAUUGGUUGAUUUCGGCUCCCGGUGACAAGACGUGCCAACAAACAUGGGAAACGAUGAAUAACGUGACAAGCAAACAGAAUAAUUUGUGCGAAAACUUCAAGUUUCAUAUCCCGGAUCUCAAGGUCGGAACAUUAGAUCAACUUGUUGGUUUAUCAGAUGAUUUGGGAAAGCUUGAUGCGUAUGUUGAACAAGUUUGUCGUAAGUUGUCAGCGUAUUUGGGUGAAGUCUUGGAAGACAAUCGAGACAAGUUACAGGAGAACUUGUUAGCAAACAACACUGAUCUUGCAACUUACAUCACAAGAUUCCAAUGGGACAUGGCAAAGUAUCCUACAAAACAAUCUUUGCGUAAUAUUGCUGACAUUAUUUCGAAGCAAACAGGUCAAAUUGAGUCUGAUUUGAAGACAAAAUCUGCUGCUUACAACAGUUUGAAAGGCAAUUUGCAAAAUUUGGAGAAAAAACAAACGGGAAGUCUUUUGACUCGCAAUUUAGCUGAUUUGGUCAAAAAAGAGCACUUUAUUUUGGACUCGGAAUAUUUGACAACAUUGUUAGUUAUUGUACCAAGAGCAAACAUCAAUGAUUGGCAAGCCAAUUACGAGAAAAUUACUGAUAUGAUUGUUCCACGCUCAUCACAGUUCAUAACUCAAGAUCAGGAUUAUGCACUGUUUAAUGUCACUUUAUUCAAAAAGGUAGCUGAAGAGUUCAAAUUACAUGCUCGUGAAAAGAAAUUUGUCGUUCGAGAUUUCGUAUACAACGAAGAAGAAUUGGCAGCUGGCAAAAAUGAAAUCACAAAACUUGUUACAGACAAGAAAAAGCAAUUUGGUCCUUUAGUUAGAUGGUUGAAAGUGAACUUUAGCGAAGCGUUCUGUGCUUGGAUUCAUCUAAAAGCAUUACGAGUGUUCGUUGAAUCAGUAUUGAGAUAUGGAUUGCCAGUCAAUUUUCAAGCAAUCCUCAUCCAUCCAAAUAAGAAGAGCAUAAAAAGAUUGAGAGAUGUUUUGAAUCAACUCUAUGGUCAUCUGGAUGGUUCAGCAUCUGGAUCUGCGGGCAUGAGUGAUAAUGUUGAUAUUCCGGGACUUGGUUUUGGUCAAAACGAGUAUUAUGCUUAUGUGUUCUACAAACUAAAUGUUGACAUGAUUGACUCAAAGGCUUUGUAAGCACAAAAUACACGUUAAACAAAUAAAAAAUUCCAAUUUUAGUGCAAGAAAUAUGCGUUCGUAAUAAAUAAAACUUAAGACAAAUAAAAGAAAAUGUUGAAAAAAUUAUCGUUGAAUCCUAUCCUAAAAUAUAGUUUCGUUUCCUUAACUAAUUGUGUGAAGAUUAAAAUCAAAUAUUAGAAAUGCAAAGAGUUUUAAUUGGAAAAUUAAUUACUUAAUAAACAUCAACUGACCAUUUUAAAGGCGCAAAGAAUCGUAAUAAAUAAAUAUAAUGUUAGAAAUUUGUUAUAGCAAAGCUUCAUGUGUGACAUAUGAGACAUAAAACACAACGGUGCUUGGUUAAUAUAUCUCGCCAUUAUUUAUGUCUGAUUGCCAACCAUGUUUUGUUUUAUCGUUUAUUUGAAAUGAAAAAAAAAAUAUUAUGUCUAAAUAGUGUUGUUAUUUGUAUAAUAAUAUAAUAAAGCAUAAACAAUAUGGAAAUAAAACAAUAAUAAUAUUUAGAAGGAAAAUUAUUCAUUCUUGUUGUUGUAUAUUGCAUAAAAUUUACCAUAAUUAAAUAUAAUAAUUCGAAGAAACAAAAGGUGUAAAAAUUUAUUGAUUGAACAAAAUUUAUCGAAAAUAUAUUGUAUUAUUAUAAAAUAAAAUCUAUUGAAGAAUAUCUG
Messenger RNA from Culicoides brevitarsis, 1995 nucleotides. RefSeq names its product V-type proton ATPase subunit C (gene Vha44). The transcript is spliced from 9 exons. Gene Ontology annotation, molecular function: proton-transporting ATPase activity, rotational mechanism. NCBI's taxonomy places the organism in Eukaryota, Metazoa, Arthropoda, Insecta, Diptera, Ceratopogonidae. Bases 173 to 1333 code for a protein of 386 amino acids. The record is from RefSeq and is a predicted model, not a curated record. Gene Ontology annotation, biological process: proton transmembrane transport. Gene Ontology annotation, cellular component: vacuolar proton-transporting V-type ATPase, V1 domain; lysosomal membrane.